Molecule: messenger RNA, 1663 nt
Organism: Olea europaea var. sylvestris
Lineage: Eukaryota; Viridiplantae; Streptophyta; Magnoliopsida; Lamiales; Oleaceae
Product: myb-related protein 2-like
Exons: 6
Coding region: 202-1419 (405 amino acids)
Molecular function (GO): DNA binding; DNA-binding transcription factor activity
Source: RefSeq, a predicted model, not a curated record
AUUCGUCAGGAAACAAAAAAUAGAUAAAAGCAGUUGUAGAUAGUUUUCUUUCAACGAGGAAUGCAAGAUUGCACUACACAGAAUAUAGCAAAAUUGUAUUUCACAUUCAAGGGUGAUAGCAGAUUGGAACAGGCACAUUAGAUCUUUUCAGCAUAGCACGAAUCUCACUUAUAUCUAAAUCAUCUUAUUGAAGACAUCGAGAUGUAUCAUUAUUACCAUCAAGGAAAGAGCAUGCAUCCUACGUCAAGAAUGUCCAUGCCUUCUGAAAGGCACUUAUUCCUGCAAGGUGCAAAUGGAACUGGAGAUUCAGGACUCGUACUUUCGACUGAUGCAAAGCCAAGACUAAAAUGGACUCCUGACCUCCAUCGGCGCUUCAUAGAAGCAGUUAAUCAACUAGGUGGAGCAGACAAAGCUACUCCAAAAUCAGUUCUGAAACUUAUGGGCAUUCAAGGUUUAACCUUGUACCACUUAAAGAGUCACCUUCAGAAAUACAGGCUCAGCAAGAACCUCCAUGGACAAGCUAACAGUGGGAGCAAUAAAGCAGUCACGGGAGAAAGAAUGUCCGGGACAUAUAGAACCCACAUGAGUAAUCCAAGCAUGGUAGCCCAGACAAAUAAAAAUUUACCCUUGAGCGAAGCAUUACAAAUGCAAAUUGAAGUGCAAAGAAGGCUACAUGAGCAGCUUGAGGUACAGCGCCAUUUACAGCUACGGAUUGAGGCCCAAGGUAAAUAUCUACAGUCCGUAUUGGAGAAAGCAGAGGAAACCCUAGGAACACAGAACUUGGGGACAAUUGAUUUGGAGGCAGCCAAGGUUCAGAUAUCAGAUUUGGUGUCUAAAGUAUCUACCCAAUGCCUGAAUUCUGAAUUUUCAGGGAUGAAAGAAGUGUCGGAUUUGUCCCUACAGCAAAUAAAAACAACUCAGCCAACGGAUUGUUCAACAGACAGCUGCUUAACCUCCUGUGAAGGUUCUCUCAGGGACCAAGAAUUGUACAAUAACCAAAUAGGAUUGAAAACUUUGAAUUUUCGAGAACCUAUAGAGUCGAGGAUUAUUGACAAUGAACUCAGGGUGCAGAAGACUGAACUCAAACUGUGCGAAGACCUGAAAGUGAGCAGCAGAUUUCUUUGUGCAACAAAUGACAAUGUAGAAAAAGCAUUUGCUACAGAAGAGAACUCCAGAAAUUUGUCGAUGGCCAUUGGACCUCAGAGAGGACUAUGGAAUGGCAGUAGUAGCUGUUCAGGGGAAAGACAUAGAGAAGCUGAUGCAGAUGCUAAAUAUUUAGGCCGAGAUGCUCAUAGACCAGAGAAGCAGAAGACAAAACUACCUUACUUUACAACAGAACUGGAUCUAAACAUGGAUGACAAAAAUGAUCCUGCUUCAAGUUGCAAGCAAUUCGAUUUAAAUGGCUUCAGCUGGAGCUGAGAGGAAAUUAUUAUUUUACAUCAAGGAAGAAAGUUUAUAUUCAACUUCAGAAGCUGAAUUCUCUCAUUUGGUUAGGGAAGAAAAAAUCACUGAGAUAAUGAAUGAAGGGUCUGCCACAUUUAGAGCAUUGUAACCUAAUGAGUUGUGCGUGCGUGCAUAACUUUUUGAAUCUAAUAUUAGUUGAGGUUGAAGGGCUCUAGCACAAGAUUUCUUCACAGUUAAAUAAUAUUUGACUUUAAAUUUA